CUGAACACAGAACAGCCAAAUCGUCAGACGGACGCUCUGUCUCUCUGCUUCCUCCGCAAUUCCGGCAACCCUGCAAAAGGCUACGCUCUACAGCAUCCUCUCCAGCUGACGAAGAGCAUCGGGAAGGCGGGAUUAGGAGCCGCCAGGUUGGCGACUAGCCGGAGGGCCCCGUUUGGCGAGACGCGGCUGAGCGGCGGAAUCCCCGAAUUGUCUCCUGGAUUGCAAGCGCUUAGGGAGUUGGACAGGAAGCAACCCGGCAUUGCCAUUGGACGGCUCUGUGAGAAAUGCGAUGGGAAAUGUGUGAUCUGCGACUCCUAUGUCCGCCCUUGCACGCUGGUGCGAGUUUGCGACGAGUGCAACUAUGGGUCGUUCCAGGGCCGUUGUGUUAUCUGUGGAGGAGUGGGCAUAUCUGAUGCCUACUACUGCAAAGAGUGCACGCAGCAGGAGAAAGACCGCGAUGGCUGUCCCAAGAUCGUGAAUCUGGGCAGUGCGAAAACCGAUUUGUUCUAUGAACAUAAAUCUAUUGGGCUUUGGAAGAAAGAGGCUCGAAAAUGUAAAGAAAAACCAGUCAAACUCUGCCGACGCAACGCAAGUCGCGACUGGCCUCCUUUCUGCUUCGAGGAAGGCUCUGCCUCUGCUUCCUUUCCAAAGCCGGCGACCUGCAAAAGGCUCCAGCGCCUUCUUCUCCCGACGAAGACACCGGAGAAAGCACUUCCGAGAGUCAUGAAGCUUUCAUUCUCAAUCUCUGCAAAAUCUUCUUCCAAACCUACAACUAAACCGAUACUUGCUUCAAAAGACGAAGAAAGUGAACAGAGACAGAAAGAGUAUGUGACAGAGUUCGAUCCCUCGAAGUCUAAUGCUACACUAAAUAAACCUAAAUUCAUUAUUCCUCCAAAGGAGAAUGAAUGGCGGCCUCACAAGAGAAUGAAGAACAUCCACAGCCUUGCUUCUCUUCAAUCUGAUACCUCAGCUAAUGACGUCCGCUUUGAGGUUGCUGUUGAUGGCGUGGAUGAUGGCAGUGGUGGCAAUGUAUCCUAUGGGCUUAAUGUUCGACAGAAUGAAAAUGGAGACUCUUCUACUAAAGAUGGUAUUGGUGGUUUCUCAUCUGAAAAUUCCAGCACCGAGAAUAUGCUUUUGGAGAAGUUGAAGUAUGAUUUACAACAUCUUCCUGAUGACGAAGGGUUCAAGGAGUUUGAGGAUGUUCCGGUAGAGGGUUUUGGUGCAGCCUUACUGGCUGGUUAUGGAUGGACAGAAGGAAGGGGUAUUGGGAAGAAUGCCAAGGGAGAUGUUGAAGUCAAGCAAUAUUUCAAGAGAACAGAUAAGCAAGGACUAGGGUUUAUGUCCCAUGAAUCUGAAAUGAGUAGUGACAAGAACAAGCAGAAGGAGAAAGGUAGAGAAAUAGAUAAUGAAAAGGACAGAGAUGGCAAGGCUGAUGGGUUUGCUGUAGGUAAAGUUGUGAGGGUGGUUGCUGGUUCAAGGGGGGAUGCUGUAGGUUCCAAGGGUACUGUUGUUGAGAAACUAAGUACUGAGUGGCUAGUUCUGAAGCUUGCAAAAACCAGGGAGGAACUAAGGGUACAUGCUUCAGAUGUUGCAGCCUUAGGAUCAGUGGAAGAAGAGAAGUGCUUGAAGAAACUGAAAGAGUUAAGAAUUAGAAGUGAAAAGCAGUCAUCAAACAGCGGGAAGAGUGGAAACCGCAGGAGCGGAGCAAGUGAAAGGACAAGAGACUAUGAUAGAAUAAAACCUGACAAAGAAAGGGGGACCCCAUGGCUAAACAAUCACAUUAGGGUGAGGAUCAUAAGUAAGGACAUGAAAGGCGGUAGAUUGUACUUAAAGAAAGGGGAAGUGGUGGAUGUGGUAGGACCAUAUAUCUGCGACAUCACCAUGGAUGGAAGCAGAGAGCUGGUACAGGGAGUUGAUCAGGAUCUUCUUGAGACUGCAUUGCCAAGGAGUGGGGGUCCUGUCCUUGUUCUGUAUGGAAAACAUAAGGGAGUGUAUGGGAAGUUGGUGAAAAGGGAUUUAGAAGAGGAAUCCGGGGUUGUGCAAGAUUCAGAUACCCAUGAGUUCCUCAAAGUUAAACUUGAGCAAAUAGCAGAGUAUAUUGGCGAUCCAAGUGAAAUUGGGUAUUAA
Linum tenue is the source of this 2127-nucleotide messenger RNA. The record is from the annotation of a GenBank genome assembly. NCBI's taxonomy places the organism in Eukaryota, Viridiplantae, Streptophyta, Magnoliopsida, Malpighiales, Linaceae.